AUGACUAUAGAGAAAGACUGGAAGAAAACAGCUACUGAAAAAAAGCAGUCUGUCGAUGCAUGCAUUCCAAAAGAAUGGAGGUUGCCUUUAGAAGUUACUAAAGGCAUCAGCUCUGAUAAUGCCACAAGCGUUUUAGAUAUACCUAGACAGUUUCUUUCGGAAAAAGAAAUAUCCAUUACCGAAGACUAUUCUGCUAGAAGCUUGCAUACGUCAAUUGUCGCUGGAAAAUUAACGGCUGUGGAUGUUAUUUCUGCAUUCUCACACAGAGCUGCUAUUGCAACCCAACUCACCAACUGUUGUACUGAGAUCUUGUUUGAUUAUGGUUUGGAGAGAGCUAAGUUCUUGGAUGAAUACCUUUCACAAAACAAGCGUCCAUACGGCCCUCUACACGGUGUGCCAGUGUCCCUGAAAGAUUGUUAUAACAUUGAAGGUUAUGAUUCUACGGUGGGAUUUGUGUCCUUGAUUGGGAAAAAGGCCACCUCAAACAGUAGCAUAGUUGAAAUGCUGCUGGACCUGGGGGCGGUGUUUUACGUGAAGACUAACAUUCCUCAAGGGAUGAUGACUGCGGAUUCUGACAACAAUAUUUUUGGGAGAACUCUGAACCCAUUGAAUUUGACACUAACUGCGGGUGGAAGUUCUGGUGGCGAAGGAAGUCUGAUCAAAUUGAGAGGCUCCAUUUUGGGAGUUGGGUCUGACGGUGCUGGUUCCAUCCGUAUACCAGCUAUGUGCAAUGGUAUAUACGGAUAUCGUCCUACCUCAAACAGAUUGCCUGCACGAGGACAGGCAGAAUGUACAAGAGACGUUUACAUUGAUAUCCCAGUUGUUGCCGGCCCUAUGGCUACCAACAUUGAGGACAUCUUGCUCUUUACGGAAUCUGUCAUCAACAAAAAGCCCUGGCGGUACGAUCCGUCAUGUGUGAGAUUUCCAUGGCAAAACAUUGAAGAUCUCACUAAGCUGAGAAUUGGGUUUAUUUUGGAGGAUCCAGAACUACCUAUACAUCCUCCGAUGAAGAGAAUUCUUCAGGAAGCAGUUGAAAAGCUUGAAGCCAAUGGCCACUACGUUGAGAUACUCAAGACUUUUCCUUCAUAUGUAGAAGGAUGGACAGAAGCGCUACUGAACUUCGCUAUUGACCCCCAAAUGGCCAUAUUCGACCAUUUAGAAAAGGCUGGCGAACCUCCAGCAAACGCUCUAUGCCAGACGGAAGUUGGCGUUGAGGCUCCAAGAGAAAUUGAUGAUAUCAUAAAGCUAAAGAAACGUUGCAGGGAUAUUGAAGAUAGGUGGUUCAGUAUCUUCAACGAACAUAACUUUGAUGUUAUCAUCUCUCCAGGUGCCGCAGGAACAGCGCCUCCUCAUGACACAUACGGAAUGGCUGCUUAUACCUGUAUGUGGAAUUUGGUCGAUUUUCCUGCUACCGUUAUUCCGUUCGGUAAAGUUGACUCAGAGAGCGAUGUUAAUGAUGAUACACCCUUCCCAGAGAAGCUGAAAGGGAGUUAUCCAGAAUAUGAUAGGCAGUUGUACUCUGGGGGAAUCGGCCAUGUUCAGAUAGUUGGGCCACGAUUUGAAGAUGAGCGCUUGUUGGCCUGCACUGAGAUCAUCGACCAAGUGCUGAAUAAUUAG
This is a messenger RNA of Kuraishia capsulata CBS 1993, 1617 nucleotides long. RefSeq lists its product as uncharacterized. The transcript has a single exon. The coding region runs from base 1 to 1617 and encodes 538 amino acids. Lineage: Eukaryota; Fungi; Ascomycota; Pichiomycetes; Pichiales; Pichiaceae. The record is from RefSeq and is a predicted model, not a curated record.